AUGGAGAAGUUUAUCUCGACAUCCGAAAUAAGGUUUCAGACUACUAAGACUGCUCUUAGAAACCAGCAAGCUUCAAUUCAGACUUUGGAGAAUCAAGUGGGGCAGAUCGCCAAGCUUUUGAGUGAAAGGCCUCCAAGAAGUUUGCCGAGCAACACAGAAGCCAACCCUAUGGAGCGGCUUAAGGUUAUUACAUUGCAAAGUGGUAAAGAGCUCAAAACUAAGAUGAAUGAAGUAUAUGAGAAUUCUACUAUGACUAAGAAGAUUGACGAUGAACAAAAGGGUUUGCAUAUUAACAUACCUUUUGUGGAAGCUCUAUUGCAGAUGCCCAAGUAUGGGAAGUUCUUAAAGGAACUCCUCUCUAACAAGAGGAAGCUAGAGCAAGUAUCAAUGGUGCAACUGUCGAAAAAGAGCUCAACGAUCAUUCAAAAGAGACUACCAAAGAAGCUAAAAGACCCAGGGAGUUUUACUAUUCCUUGCUUUAUUGGUAAUUUAAAUGUUGAUAAUACACUUGCUGAUUUGGGGGCUAGCAUUAGUGCUAUGCCUUAUAAUCUGUUCACGAAACUAGGGCUGGGAGAACCUAAACCAACACUUAUGAGUAUUCAAUUGGCUGAUACAUCUAUUGUAUACCCUAGGGGUAUCAUUGAGGACUUGUUAGUAAAGGUUCAAGAGUUUAUUUUUCUUAUGGAUUUUAUGGUUAUAAAUAUGGAUGAAACUGUUAAUGUUUCCCCUAUUUUAGGAAGACCCUUUCUUGCUAUAGCUAGGGCCAUCAUUGAUGUUCAUGAUGGUAAGCUUAUUCUUAAGGUAGGGGAAGAGCAAGUGACCUUUUAG
This is a messenger RNA of Ricinus communis (castor bean), 828 nucleotides long. RefSeq lists its product as uncharacterized. The transcript has 2 exons. The record is from RefSeq and is a predicted model, not a curated record. Lineage: Eukaryota; Viridiplantae; Streptophyta; Magnoliopsida; Malpighiales; Euphorbiaceae. The coding region runs from base 1 to 828 and encodes 275 amino acids.